UCUGAAGGCAUGCCAGCACCCGCCCUGCAGAAUCAGCAUCACAGCGCGCACGCCUGACAAGUGCGCCUCCCCCUCCGCACCGUGUUUGACAUCCCCAUCGUUAUAGGCUUCGCCUCUGGCUGCUUCUUUUUUUUUAAGGAAAGCUCAGCGCCAGCCACAGAUUACACAUUCUGCCCACAUACGCACGGAGGGAAGCAGAAGAGGGAGCGACGCGGGGGGGAAACAGGCGCGGUCUUUCUCGCCUGGACAGUUUUUUGCUCGCAGUUGGAGGAGGGGAAUCUAUGCGAUACGUGCAUCAUUUUUUACUGAAAGUUGAAGGGGGUGUACAUUUUGGACUCUGCACGGCGUCGGAUACGGUGACAUCUUUCUGCACACCUGUGGAUGCAAUAAAGGCUCGCUUGAUGUUCGGACUCCAAUCUCCAGUACACGCAGGAUUCUCCAGUUGAUAAUCACCCCGUGCAACAUGCUGCUGAGCGUCCCCUUCCUGGUGCUUCCCUUGCUGAGCAUCACCGGCUGCGGCGCGUCCUACGUGCCGUGCGAGCCGUGCGACCAGAAGGCCCGCUCCAUGUGUCCGCCGGUGCCGGUGGGAUGCCAGGUGGUGAAGGAGCCGGGCUGCGGCUGCUGCCUGACGUGCGCGCUCGAGGAGGGGCAGUCGUGCGGCGUGUACACGGGGCCGUGCACACGCGGACUUCGAUGCCUGCCCAAGAACGGCGAGGAGAAGCCUCUGCACGCCCUCCUGCACGGCCGGGGCGUGUGCAGGAACGAGAAGUUGUACAAACUGCUGCAUCCUUCCAAAGAUGAUGUGCCAGAGUCCAUGAUGCCCCAAACCAAGGUGCCCAUAUAUGGACGGGAUCACAUCAGCAGUCGGAAGGCCCAGGCAAUGAAGCAGGCCAAGGAACGCAAAAAGCAGCUCGCCAGGGUGGGAGCCAGCAGCAACCUGGACCUCCCUUUUCACGGCCUGGAGAAAAUGGAGCCUGAGUUUGGCCCCUGCAGGAGACGUCUGGAUCACCUCAUUCAGAGCAUGAAGGACACGUCCCGGGUCUUGGCUCUGUCUUUGUACAUCCCUAACUGUGACAAAAAAGGCUUCUUCAAGCGCAAACAGUGCAAGCCGUCUCGGGGUCGCCGGAGGGGAAUCUGCUGGUGCGUGGACCGCUUUGGCGCCAAGAUCCCGGGCAUCAACUACGCCGGCGGGGACUUGCAAUGCAAAGACUUGGACAGCGCCAGCAACAGAAAUGAGUGAGCUCGAGUCAAGCCGACACACGAUUGAUGACCACUUUGGUGCAUCGCAGAGUCUGGUCAUGCGAUGGACUGUCGUUGUUUUAAAAGGGAUGCACUUUUUUAUAGGUUACGUAACUGUGGCUCCCCAAUGACUGUGUUCAUACUCUCUAUAUCCAUAGAUUAUAGACAUAUACAUGCACACACACAUAUAUGUGUGUACUAUUGAAAACAUGUUGUACAUUGAGUCUGAUUCAUUUACAUGUUUUAAAUGUGAUUCGGCUCCUGUGGGAGGAUUUGUGUCAUAUUUUAAGGGUGUGCGAGUCACAAGUUUUUUACUGAAUCAGGAUUUACAGUACUCAUCUCUGUUAACUCAUCCAGUUACGCAACCGCUUGCUAAAAUGAAAAAAGUAACGUCACAAAUCGUGCACCUGAUAGUCUAACUGGCACAAAUGUAUUAGUCCCUGCCUCGAAUCCACUCUCCUUUCUCCUUGCGGUCCCGGCACAUCACUGUUUCACUGACUCACUGGGGCUCUAAGAAGACUCGAGUUUUACUGUUUCGUGAGUUGACAAAAACUUGAGUUUCACUGACUCACGAGCGCUCGAUGAAGACUCGCGGUUGUUUCACAAAGACUCGAGUUUCAAUGACUUACAGGCUGACAAAGUCUCAUGUUUCAUUGACUCACGGGUUGAUGAAAACUCGAGUUUCACUGAUUCUUGGGUGCCCAACGAAUUGACAAAGACUCAAGUUUCAUUGACUCACCCGUGUUUCAAGUUUUGCUUACGCACAGGUUGACAAAGACUCGAGUUUCACAGACUCACGGUUGACAAAGACUAGAGUGUCACUGACUCAUGGGUGAGCAACAAAAACUCCAGUUUAACUGACUCACGAGUUGACAAAGACUCGAGUUUCAUUGACUCACAGGUUGACGAAGACCUGUGUUUCACUUGCUCGUAGGUGCUUGAUGAAGACUUGAGUUUUACUGAGUCACGGGUUGAAGAACACUUGAGUUUCACAUGAAGACUUGAGUUUCACUGAUUCACGGGUUGACUCAUGGGUGCUCGAUGAGUUGACAAAGACUUGAGUUUCAUUGACUCACCGGUGUUUCAAGUUUCACUUACUCACAGGUUGAGAAAGACCCGAGUUCCAUUGACUCACGGGUUGACAAAGACUCGAGUUUUGUUGACUCACGGGUUCCCAGCAAAAACUUGAGUCUCACUGACUGACGGGUUGACGAAGACCUGUGUUUCACUGACUCAUAGGUGCUUGAUGAAGACUCGAGUUUGAAUGAUUGACGGGUUGAAGACUUGAGUUUCACAUGAAGACUUGAGUUUCACUCAUUCACAGGUUGAUAAAAACUCGAGUUUCAUGGACUCACCGGUGUUUCAAGUUUCACUUACUCACAGGUUGACAGACCCGAGUUUCACUGACUCACGGGUUGAAGAAGACUUGAGUUUCACAUGAAGACUCGAGUUUCACUGAUUCACGGGUUGAUAAAAACUCGAGUUUCAUUGGCCCACCGGUGUUUCAAGUUUCACUUACUCACAAGUUGACAAAGACCCGAGUUUCAUUGACUCACGGGUUGACGAAGAUUAUAGUGUCACUGACUCAUGGGUUGACGAAGACUCUAGUUUCACUGACUCACAGGUUGACUGAGACAUGAGUGUUACUGACUCGCUGGUUGACGAACACUCGAGUUUCAUUGAUGCACAGGCUGAAAAAGACUCAAGUUUCAUUGACUCAUGGAUGUUUGACGAAGACUUGAGUCUCACUGACUCGGGUUGAAGAAGACCCCAGCUUCAUUCACUCACGGGUUGAUGAAGACUCGUGUUCUAUUGACUCACGGGUGUUUGACGAAGAUUCAAGUGUCACUGGGGGAUAGCAGGUGCUCAACAAAGACUCGAAUGUCACGUUCAGGAACAUGUACAAGAUUAUGUGCAUGAUCCCUGUGACUCGAUUGAAUUGUGCACCCGAUACAUUGGGGGAGGGGACUUUGUUGGGCAUGUGCAAGGUUAGUGACGAGUGAACCAAGUACCCGAUUUACUUCAGUGAGUGACUCAUGAGAACUGGGGUCUUACUGUGUUAUGAUGUCAUCAAGACUGGGCAUUAUUAUCUUUAAAUAGGCAAAAUAUUUGACACAACUCAAUCAAUUUUGUGUACGUUGGUUCAGCCUUCCCAAACAAGCCAAACUCACGGUGUAGUGAAGCGAACGUGUGAAUGUUUGUCAGUCAGCGUCUUCACAACACGAGUCGAAUACGCCUCCUUGUAACGUCAAAUGUUUUUAAAAGGCCGUCAACUUUUCUGUAAACGUGUGUGCAGUCGGUGUUCGUGUGCAAUGUGUAGGUGCCGUGCCCUUCUCCGAAAAUCACUCUCUUGCACACAAAUGGUAUGCAAAGGUCUGGUGUGGCCCGUGUCGGUCCGUCGGCGCCACGGGCACAGGCAAAUAAGGCCCGGGUGACGGCGCCUGGCUGUACACGUGCGGCCGCCGAGUUCAUAUGGAAAUCCAAGUGCCUUUGGCCGCAUACCACUUUGAAUUGCCAUUUGCAUGCGGUUGCGUGGCACCACUGGCAGACAAAGCCAGUGCUGAUGUUGAACCUACUUAGUCGGACUCUUGACUUGAUAACAGGCGUUAAUGAGCUCGUUCCUCCCCAGGAAAGAUCCUGUCCAUACAAACGAGUCAGUCAUGUGAGCACUGUUGAAAUAUUUAUCAUGCGUGUCGUUGAUGUACUCAGUUUUUGUAAGACAAAUCACUAUUUAAAUAAAAAUCCUGUACUCUUGA
Dunckerocampus dactyliophorus (ringed pipefish) is the source of this 3995-nucleotide messenger RNA. It is a transcript of the gene igfbp5a, whose product is annotated as insulin-like growth factor binding protein 5a. Lineage: Eukaryota; Metazoa; Chordata; Actinopteri; Syngnathiformes; Syngnathidae. Bases 464 to 1240 code for a protein of 258 amino acids. Gene Ontology annotation, molecular function: fibronectin binding; insulin-like growth factor I binding; insulin-like growth factor II binding. The record is from RefSeq and is a predicted model, not a curated record. Gene Ontology annotation, cellular component: extracellular region. Gene Ontology annotation, biological process: regulation of insulin-like growth factor receptor signaling pathway. The transcript has 4 exons.